AUGGCAUUAAUUAUGAACUAUUCCGGUGUUCCAUUGUUUCCCCUUUUGACUCUAAAAAAUACCCAUAGCCUACGGUCACUUGUUUUUGUUAAGAGCAUAGGUGGUAAAACUUCAGUUUUAUUGUCACCAGAAUCAUUUAGGAUCAACGAAGGAUCUUAUGCUGACAGGAAGAAUAUCGAUGUUGCUACUUAUGAUGAUAAAUGCGUAUUUCAGAGUCCACAAAAUGUUCCUGAAGAGUUGGAACCUUUGUGGGAUGAUGGUUAUGGGACUCAAACCAUUAAGGAUUUUGCUGAAAUUUCCAUGGAUUUGAUCAAGAACGACAGAGGGCCACCUAGGUGGUUUUGCCCUGCCACGUGUGGCUUUCCUUUAAAAGAGUCGCCAACUCUUUUGUAUUUACCUGGGAUUGAUGGAACCGGAGCUGGGCUUGUUGUACAUGAGAAAGGUCUAGGAAAGCUUUUUCAUGUUCAAUGCUUGCAUAUUCCUGUUUCGGAUAGAACAGCAUUGGAAGGUUUGAUUAGUAUUGUGGAAGAAACUGUGUUGAUUGAGCAUUAUUCAUCGCCAAAUAAGCCAAUAUACUUGCUAGGAGAUUCUUUAGGAGGAAGCUUGGCACUUGCAGUGGCUGCUCGUAAUCCUACAAUUGACUUAAUGCUCAUACUAGCAAACCCAGCAACUUCCUACGAGAGGUCGUCAGAACACCCUUUAAUACCGCUUGUGAGGGAUUUACCUAUGAGCCCUCUUCUAAGUGACUUUGUAAAGAUGACAACGGUUGGAAUCAAUGGUACAAACCAUUCACCAUUUCUUUGGCAACUUUUUGGCAAAUUUUUGGAAGAUGUACCCCUUCAAUCUGUGAUGGCCAAAAUACUACCCAACGACACUCUUGAAUGGAGGUUGAAGCUGAUUCAAUCAGCUGCCGCCUAUGUUAAUUCUCGUUUCCAUGCUAUUACAGCUCAAGUACUUGUGCUUGCUAGUGGAAAGGAUAACUUCAUACCAAGUAAAACUGAGGCCCAAAGGCUAAAAAGAUUGUUGAAGAACUGCCAUGUACGUGUGUUUGAAGAAAACGGGCACACAAUCCUAUUGGAAAGUAAUGUUAACUUGUUGUCUGUUAUUAAGACUAAUCAGAUCUACCGUCGCUCUUUAAAGCAUGACAUCUUCAAGGACUUUUAUCCUGCCAGUAUGACAGAGUUUAAAAGCUCACCCAUGGAAAAAUGGUGGUUCCGCCUCUAUACAGGCACAACACUGUUCUCAACAAUGGAGGAUGGAAAGAUAGUGAGAGGUCUUGCAGGGAUUCCUGAUGAUGGACCUGUAUUAGUUGUCGGUAAUCACAUGUUAUGGGGAUUUGAUGCUUUUUCUCUUGUGCCGGAGUUUUUGAGAGAAAAGAAAAUCACACUUCAUGGUUUAGCCCAUCCAGAAAGUUAUCAAAUUCGUGAAGAAGAUGAAUAUCUUAUGAUUCCUUUAACAGAUAUACAUAAGAUAUUUGGCACAAUUCCUGUUUCUGCCAGAAACCUCUUUAAAUUGUUAUCAAGAAAUUCGUUCGCCUUGCUUUACCCUGGUGGUGCACGUGAGUCUCUCCAUCGUAAGGGCGAAAGUUGUAAGUUGUUCUGGCCUGAUAAACAAGAAUUUGUAAGAAUGGCAGUGAAGCUUGGUGCCACAAUUAUACCAUAUGGAGCCGUUGGAGAAGAUGAUCUAACAGAACUACUGAUUGAUUUGGAAGACAUGAAACGAAUCCCAUUCCUCGAUCAAAAGGUGAAAGAAUUCAAUCAAGGGAGAAAAAACUUGAGAGCGGGGCAUGGAGGAGAGAUUGCUAAGCAACCACUUCACAUACCUAUAUUUUUGCCCAAGUUGCCAGGACGACUCUACUUUAUGUUCGGGAAGCCCAUACAAACAAAAGGAAAAGAACAUAUGUUAAACGACAAAGAUUACUUGCGAGAGUUAUACUUGCAAAUAAAAUGUGAUGUUGAAAAGAAUAUAGCUUAUUUGUUAACAAAGCGUGAGAAGGAUCCUUACAGAGGCAUCUUCGAUAGGCUAAUGUGGGUUUCGAAUCACGGGUCUUUAGACAAUAUUCCAUCAUUUGAGCCAUGAACAUUAAG
Messenger RNA from Erigeron canadensis, 2087 nucleotides. Its product is annotated as acyltransferase-like protein At1g54570, chloroplastic. The record is from RefSeq and is a predicted model, not a curated record. NCBI's taxonomy places the organism in Eukaryota, Viridiplantae, Streptophyta, Magnoliopsida, Asterales, Asteraceae. The coding region runs from base 1 to 2079 and encodes 692 amino acids. The transcript has 12 exons. Gene Ontology annotation, cellular component: membrane.